Desarmillaria tabescens is the source of this 3441-nucleotide messenger RNA. RefSeq names its product histone deacetylase complex, SIN3 component. The coding region runs from base 1 to 3441 and encodes 1146 amino acids. NCBI's taxonomy places the organism in Eukaryota, Fungi, Basidiomycota, Agaricomycetes, Agaricales, Physalacriaceae. Gene Ontology annotation, cellular component: Sin3-type complex; chromatin. Gene Ontology annotation, biological process: negative regulation of transcription by RNA polymerase II. Gene Ontology annotation, molecular function: transcription corepressor activity. The record is from RefSeq and is a predicted model, not a curated record. The transcript has 12 exons.
AUGGACGUCGACGUCCCGUCACAAACUCCGAAUACUGAGCCUGUCCGUGACACCGAGCCGAAAGGAUCAGGUUUACCCGGCAAUCAGAACCUAAUAUCCAGCCAUGGGACAGCUGGCGAUUCUUCCAUGAAAACGGCAACCGCACCGGAGAACGAAAUCUCCAAGGAGAUCUCCGUGAAGGAUACUGGCGUCCAGCAGCCUCUUACACCGAUCCCAGUGACGACAGAGGCCAGGUCGGACUCGGUUGCUCUACUGCUGCAGCCAUCGAAUCCUAUGGUAGUCGACGUCUCCCCCCCUUCGCCACCCAUGAAUACUCCGGAAUCCCGUCCGCUCAACGUGACAGAUGCCCUCAGCUACCUUGAUGCUGUCAAGGUCCAGUUCCAGGACCAGCCGGACGUCUAUAACCAAUUUCUGGACAUUAUGAAGGAAUUUAAGAGCCAGCUGAUCGACACACCAGGUGUUAUACAGCGUGUAUCCCAUCUUUUCUUCGGCCACCCGCAGCUCAUCAUUGGAUUCAACACUUUUUUACCGGCGGGCUACCGUAUCGAAUGCACCUCGGACGGUUCCACGCACAAUCGAAUCACCGUCACCAACAGUGACGGAACCGUUAUCCUUUAUCAACAACCUCCCAUUCUUCCUUCGGAUCGACAUCCCGAACCUCCUUUACCCCCAAGAACCCCCGAUCCCAAAGGUCUUAGCCUUGAUUUGGAUAAGCAGAUAAUGGGCCCUGCUUUCAAUUAUGUUCAGAAGAUCAAGCAACGAUGUGACCCAGACACCUACAAGCAGUUCCUUGACAUUUUAUCACGCUAUCACAAAAAAUCCGAUAACAUCGAUGAAGUAUCCAAACAAAUAGCCAGACUUUUUAAAGAUGACCCUGACCUGAGGGCCGACUUCCAUAUUUUUAUGCCAGAGUCAGUCAUGAUGGACGAAGGCAAGAGAAAGGUUGAUGGAGGACACCUACUUCCGCAGAAGAGAAAGAGGAAGGUUAAAAAACUGAAACCCACUGUCUCCCAAGAGAUUCCUUCCACAUUCAAGUCCGAACGGCGUCAUGCUCUUCCUCCUCCGCUCCCAGACGACUCGCGCUUCUUCGACCGCGUAAAGCAAUCAAUCGAUAGCCGAGAAUCGUACAACGAGUUCCUCAAAGUUGUCAAUCUCUUCACUCAGGGCAUCAUUGACACGGGACGGUUGGUCAAAGAAAGCCGAACUUUCCUUGCAGGAGAUGGCGAAUUGAUGCGGCAGUUCAAGGACAUUCUGGGCUGGGACGAAAAGAAGGAGCGGGACUAUCAUAUAUUCGAGCAAAAUCAGCUCUUCGGAAUGACGAGACCUAUCGUAGCCGGUUUCCAAGAUCGACCUACUAGAAUGGACAUGAGCAUGAAGUACGGCAGCUAUCGUAAGCUGCAUCCUAGUGAGGCUCAUGUCACUUGUUCCGGACGCGACGACAUGUGUCGUUCGGUGCUAAACGACGAAUGGGUCUCUCAUCCAACGUGGACAAGCGAAGAUCCUGCUAUGGUAUCUCAUAAGAAAAACGUCUUCGAAGAAGCCCUCCACCGCAGCGAGGAAGAACGCCACGAAUAUGACUUCCAUAUCGAGGCCAUCGUUCGCACGAUUGCCAUCCUCGAACCCAUCAGCAAUAAAGUUGCACAGUUAAGUGCGGACGAACGAGCCACCUUUAAGCUGAAGCCUAACCUAAAUGGAUCAGCAAAGGCGAUCAAUCACCGAGUGAUCAAGAAGAUUUGGGGUCGAGAGGCAGGACUGGAGGUGAUUCAGGCGAUGCAGGAUUACCCUUCACAGGCGAUUCCUCAAGUGCUUCUCCGGCUGAAGGCCAAGGAGGAGGAAUGGAAGCGGGCGCAGAGGGAGUGGAACAAGGUGUGGCGAGAAGUUGACGCGAGGAAUUACAUCAAAAGUCUCGACCACCAGAGCAUUACGUUCAGGUCGAUAGACAAGAAGGCUACCUCGGUCAAGUCCUUCGUCAACCAGAUUGAGGCAGCGAGGGAGGAACAAAUGGCGAAACGCGCGUCGUUGAUUGAUCCCCUUUUCGCUAGAACUCGACCCUCCCAUCAACUAGAGUUCGUAGUUGAGGACCUGUCCGUGAUACAGGACGGACUAAAGCUGACGUUCUCGUUCUUGGACCGCACUCAAGGGCAGAUCGCACUCACGGAUCGUAAACGGAUAGAGCAGCUUCUCCGCUCGUUUGUUCCGCUAUUCUUCGUUCUGGAUCCUGUGGUGUUCAAUAACGCUUUCCAAGUUGUCCAAGAGACUGCGGAUAGUGAUGUGAGUGAUGCUAGCGAUGCGGAGGUGUCGAGUGUUGGGAGCUCGAAAGGGAGUGGUAAGGGGAGGAAGGGAGGCACAGGAGCGGCUGCGGGUGACUUGAGGAAGAAACUGCUCAAGAGUGAGCAAGCUAAAUCGACGAUCCGGAAAACUAGAGCGCAAGAGGCAGCGUCUCCUUCUCUUUCCAGAGUGCCGUCGCCCGUGCCGGCUGAAGGUAGUCCAGCUGAAGGCCAGCAACGACGUGUCAAGAACACUUUCUUCACGAAUACCCACUUUUAUGUUUUGCUUCGGCUACUCGAGGUCAUGUAUACGCGUCUUUUGAAGUUCCGAAACAUUUCGAACCAGCUUGCGACGGAGGGGCCACAAAAUAAAGCACCCCUCAUCGUUACCGGACUUUCGCCUCAGGCUACCGCUUUCAUCGAGAGCAUGAGCAAUCCUAAUGCGAAUGCGAGCCACUUUUACGAGCUGAUGCUCGAAUCUUGCGAACGCUUGUUUGAUAAUGAAGUAGAGCAGCCAGCGUUUGAGGAACAGAUGCGGCUUAUGUUUGGAGUUAAGGAAGCCUUCAAGAUCUUUACCAUCGACAAGCUGAUCGGAUCGAUUAUCAAACAGGUCCAAGUAAUCCUUGCCGACUCCAAGAGUCAAGAGCUACUAGAAACUCUGAAGCGAGACCGAAGUAUUCCUUCACUCACGACACAAGACUACCUGAAUAGUCGGCAUAACGCCGAAAAGGUGCUUGGGCCGGACGAGAAUCUGUUCCGUAUCGACUGGCUGCCGGAAUCUAAGAAGAUGACGAUGCAGUUGAUUGGGAAGGAUGAUUCCAGCUUUGAUGAUUCGGAGGUAUUGACUGGGCGGUGGCAGGCGUACAUAAAAUCCUAUGCUCAGACUGGUCCGACCACCGAUGUACCCCAAACGAAGAUCAGGCGGCCAUUCCUACGAAAAAAUCUGCCGGCUACUAUUCCAGCCGAAGCGAACAUCAAGACCAGUGAUGGUUUGAAGAUCAAAGUGUGCGUUCGUACGUAUCGACUGUUCUUCGUGUCGGAUUCGGAGGAUUAUUUGUGGAAGAUACGGCAGCAGGAGGAUGUUCAGAAGGCGACGGAGAACCUGCGGGCCAGGAAUGUCCUUCGGAAGAAAUGGUUAGAGAAUUCCUCCAAGCCGGAGCCUGUGCCUUCAUAA